This is a messenger RNA of Puccinia graminis f. sp. tritici CRL 75-36-700-3, 1292 nucleotides long. RefSeq lists its product as uncharacterized. Lineage: Eukaryota; Fungi; Basidiomycota; Pucciniomycetes; Pucciniales; Pucciniaceae. Gene Ontology annotation, cellular component: mitochondrion. The record is from RefSeq and is a predicted model, not a curated record. The transcript is spliced from 5 exons. The coding region runs from base 156 to 698 and encodes 180 amino acids.
UGCCCCAGUCCUGUACGGUGACCCACUCCUGUCCGGCAUGAGCUUCCAGCGCAGGGCAUCCCUCACCCCUUGAGAGCUUUCACCGCACCGUCACUGCUCCCGGCUCCCUCAAAAGUCUCCGGCCUUUCCCCACCAACCAGCAUAGCUAUCUUGCGAUGGCUUCUGCGCCAUCAACCUCCAAGGCUACCACAGCAACAGCUUCAGCCAGUCGGAAUGAAGAGCCAGCAAACAAACCGACCGAGACCGAAGAUCCGCCGAACAAGCUAGCCGAAUUUCUGGCUGUUGGCUCUUCCUCGCCCUGGCCAGCAUGGUCCAUGAGCGGCUUGUUGAUGGCCUCUCUCCCUACGACCAGCCGACUCUCAAGUGCACUCUAUCCCACUGGACUCGCGCCCACCUGGCAAGUCACCCCGUUGGCGAUGGUCUUUGGCUUGAGUGGCUAUAUCACUUCAGCAGGUGAUUAUUAUAACGGUUCCGGUACAGCUUCUGCCUGGAGUAUAAUUUACCUAUUUCUAUACGGAAGGGAUUCUUGGAGACAUACAUUCGCACGACCACCAAGGACGAGAUUCAGCCUGUUCCCGAUCUCACUUUCUGCGUUCGCCCUCACGAAUGGAAUCAUCCAUGGUUAUGUCUAUUGGUCCGGCUUCUAUCGCGACCAGUUGAAGGAAGAAUUAGAGAAAACAGCUAAGGAAUCUUCUUGACUCAAUCGAAAUUCAUAUUAUACAUACGAGAAAUCAAAAGGAUCGGACGUUUUCUACAUCGAGUAAUCAAUCCCAAGCGUCGCUCCAGCUUUAUCAUGCCUCCAAUUUGCACAAUUAAACUACACACGCACAUAUAUAUAGCUAUAUCCUCAAGAAACGGGAAUGAGGAAAGAUCUCAUGUCUUAUCCAAAUCAUCGGUCAUCAACCAUCGUCCUUGUACGCUCGAGUCAAAACCUGACUGAUGUCUUAUUUUGUUAAAUCGAUCGACCUGGCUGAAGAUUUAUCUUGGGGUGCUCUCGACAAACCUCUUUACGCCAAGAGUUACAUAGUCCUGGUGUCUAUCUUCCUUAUAAUAACGAACUUAGACAUCAACCGAAUUGUCUGUAGAAUUGUGUAUGUGUUGAGCUGAUCUCUCAGUGGGUGACCUGUUUACCUAAGACUCUGUAAUCGCUCAUACCCGGAUAAAAAGUCCAUGUUUUGAUACGCUGUGAUGUUUCGCAGUCCGCACAAAAAAACAGUCGAGCCAGCCACCAAGAGCUCGUCCCACCUCAGCUCUUUCAAGUUUCGGGAAAGACAGACAUUUCUUAAUAUUCA